Molecule: messenger RNA, 670 nt
Organism: Sitophilus oryzae (rice weevil)
Lineage: Eukaryota; Metazoa; Arthropoda; Insecta; Coleoptera; Curculionidae
Exons: 1
Coding region: 21-569 (182 amino acids)
Source: RefSeq, a predicted model, not a curated record
UUCUGGGCAACUGAAACAAAAUGCAACUGUCAGUGAACUUCCAUUAUUCUCUUUUAUCUAUAGGAAUUUUGUUAUUUCAGGAAAACAGCCAAGAAACCGACGAAACUGAGACUAGCUGUGAUGCACAAGCAGAAACUUCUGCAGAAAUACCUGUAGAGACUGAGCCAACAAACAACGUAAACCAAACCAAACCUUCGACAAAGAAAAUCAGUUCUUCCGACGAAAGCGACACACGUAAGGCCCAGCAAAAGCCAUCCAAAAGAACUUCAGACACCCGAGUCGACGAAGCGUACAAUAUUAUGGAAUCUUUACGUGGUAGAGUAUUGGAAAGGGAUGAAUGUUCUAUUUAUGGAGAACAACUUGCUUUUAAAUUAAGAAAGAUGGAUGUUCGCACUCGAUUGCUCUUGCAGCAUCAAAUUAAUGGGUUAGUUUUUGAAACAGAAAUGAAUAUGCUGCCUAAUUACAAUACACCAUUCAUGCCCCCACACUCUGGAGAAAAUUCAUUACUGCCAGAAAGUUUAAGCUAUUACAAUUUGAAUGGAAAUAGACCAAAUUCCACUCCUGGUUAGUCCUGGAUAAUCUGAGGAUUUCCAACAAAAUGGCAAUAACUGAACAUUAUUUUGUAUUUUUUUUUCAGUUCAAUAAAAAUAAAUAUUUUCUUAUCUGAACA